Molecule: messenger RNA, 1500 nt
Organism: Drosophila ananassae
Lineage: Eukaryota; Metazoa; Arthropoda; Insecta; Diptera; Drosophilidae
Exons: 1
Coding region: 1-1500 (499 amino acids)
Biological process (GO): DNA integration
Molecular function (GO): nucleic acid binding
Source: RefSeq, a predicted model, not a curated record
AUGACGAUUUCACUGUUGGAGCUGCAGGCAGCAGUUCUAGGAACGAGGUUGAAGGACACAGUCAGACAGGACCAUAGUGUGGCCAUUGCAGAGACUGUACUAUGGACGGAUUCGAAGACAGUGCUGCGUUGGAUUAGCAGCACACACAGGCGCUACAAGCAGUUCGUAGGGAACAGAGUAGCCGAGAUUCUGGAGUCAACGAAGGUGGCCCAAUGGAGAUGGCUACCAUCCGCCGACAACGUGGCAGAUGAUGCAACUCGGACGCAACGCAGCGUGGACCUAAGCGAGAAGUCACGCUGGUUAAGAGGACCGGCAUUCCUGAGGAGACCAGCGGGCAGCUGGCCAGGAACUGCACCCACCAAUGAAGAAGACGAUGCAGAAGAUGAAGAGGAGAUGCCGAGUGAGUUCGUGCUUGUUGGCGCGAGCGACCCGUUUAUAUCGCUGGAGAGAUUCUCAAGCUACAGGCGAUUGCUGAGGACUACGGCCUGGGUCCUAAGGUUCAUGCAUCGAUGCCGCGGACAACGAGAUGAGCUGGAGAACUACGUCCUCAAUGUAGCUGAGUGUGAAGCAGCCGAGGUUUUGUUAUUCCGUAGAGCACAACGUGAGGCGUUCUCCCAUGAGGUGCAGGCCGCAGAGAAUGGCUUGGACGUCGCUAAAGGAAGCGACAUAUGUGGACUGGCGCCAUACCUAGAUGGCAAUGGAAUCCUGCGAGCGUAUGGCAGGAUCGAUGCGGCGCUAUACCGUAUACCGUACAGCGCCAGGAGGCCAGUGAUCCUCUUCCACCGGCAUGGUCUCACGGAGAUGAUUGUGCGAAACGCCCAUGUGAGGAUGAAGCAUCAAAACGUGGAUGCUACGAUGGCGGAGAUCCGAACCAGGUUAUGGAUUACGAGACUGCGGAGAGUGCUUCGUAGUGUGAUCUUGGGAUGCAGCGAGUGUAAGCUGCACAGAGCACAGCCGAUGCCGCCAAUUAUGGGACCCCUGCCAGAUGAUCGUUUGGACGCCAAUGGCUGGCCGUUUAAGAGCACAGGCCUCGACUACUUUGGGCCGCUGCUAGUGACCAUUGCUCGGCACCAAGAGAAAUGGUCGGUGGCCUUGUUUACGUGCCUGACGACCAGGGCGAUUCAUCUGGAACUGGCACAUGACCUGUCGACUGAUUCCUGCAUACUUGCAAUCAGGAAUUUCAUCUGCCGUCGAAGGCCUGUACAUAGACUGCGCAGCGACAAUGGCAGGAACUUCGUUGGAGUAGACAGACAGGCCAAGAGAUUUGCGGAGAUCUUCGAACCCGAGAGAAUCCAGUCGGAGCUGUCAAGCAAGGGAAUUGAAUGGAUCUUACACUGCCCAGCGAACCCGUCAGAGGGUGGAGUCUGGGAGCGAAUGGUGCAGUGCGUGAAGAGGGUGCUACGCCACACAGUGAAGGAAGUGGCGCCGAAGGAGCACGUCCUGGAGAGUUUCCUGAUAGAGGCGGAGAAUGUCGUUAAUUCUCGUCCGCUCACCCAUUAG